Molecule: messenger RNA, 1987 nt
Organism: Tinamus guttatus (white-throated tinamou)
Lineage: Eukaryota; Metazoa; Chordata; Aves; Tinamiformes; Tinamidae
Source: RefSeq, a predicted model, not a curated record
GCACCCUUCGGGGUAGCCGACAUUGUCGUCGUCAUUGUUUACUUCGCCUUUGUCCUCGCCGUCGGGAUCUGGUCAUCCAUACGAGCCAGCCGGGGAACCAUUGGAGGCUAUUUCCUGGCAGGACGAUCUAUGACCUGGUGGCCUAUCGGAGCGUCUCUGAUGUCGAGCAACGUGGGCAGUGGUUUGCUCAUUGGCCUGGCGGGCACUGGAGCAGCUGGGGGCCUUGCUGUUGGGGGCUUUGAGUGGAAUGCUACCUGGGCGCUCCUGGCUCUCGGCUGGAUCUUUGUGCCUGUUUACAUCGCAGCAGGAGUGGUCACUAUGCCAGAGUACCUGCAAAAGAGAUUUGGAGGGCAGAGGAUUCAAAUCUACAUGUCCGUACUGUCCCUCAUUCUCUAUAUAUUCACCAAGAUAUCCACAGACAUUUUCUCUGGAGCAUUGUUUAUCCAAAUCUCUUUGGGCUGGAACCUCUACUUGUCCACUGUGGUUUUGCUAGCAGUGACUGCUGUCUAUACUAUAGCUGGUGGAUUAACAGCUGUGAUAUACACAGAUGCACUGCAGACACUGAUCAUGGUGCUGGGAGCUUUGGUGCUCAUGUUCAUUGGAUUUGAAAAAGUUGGCUGGUAUGAAGGACUUAAGGAGAAAUACAGCAUGGCUGUGCCAACGGUCAUAGUCCCCAACACAACCUGUCACCUCCCACGUGCAGACGCCUUUCAUUUGUUAAGGGAUCCGAUCACAGGAGACAUUCCUUGGCCUGGCCUUAUAUUUGGCCUUUCGGUGCUGGCUCUUUGGUGCUGGUGCACUGACCAGGUGAUAGUCCAGAGGUCUCUCUCUGCCAAGAAUCUCUCCCAUGCCAAAGGUGGAUCAGUGCUGGGAGGGUAUUUGAAAAUUUUCCCAAUGUUUUUCGUUGUCAUGCCAGGAAUGAUCAGCAGAUCUCUCUACCCAGAUGAAGUAGGAUGUGUGGACCCAAACAUCUGUAAAAAGGUCUGUGGAGUUGCAGUGGGUUGUUCUAACAUUGCCUACCCUAAGCUCGUAAUAGAACUUAUGCCUGAAGGGCUGCGGGGUUUGAUGAUCGCUGUGAUGAUGGCAGCCCUGAUGAGUUCCCUGACCUCCAUCUUCAACAGCAGCAGCACCCUCUUCGUUAUAGACAUCUGGCAGCGGAUCCGCAGAAAGGCUUCAGAGCAGGAGCUGAUGAUUGUGGGCAGAGUCUUUAUCCUCAUCCUCGUGGUCAUCAGUAUUCUCUGGAUCCCCAUCAUUCAAUCAGCCAACAGUGGCAAGCUCUUUGACUACAUUCAGUCUGUAACCAGCUAUUUAGCCCCACCAAUCACAGCUCUGUUCAUCUUGGCAAUCUUCUGCAAGAGGAUUAAUGAACCGGGUGCUUUCUGGGGUCUCAUGGUUGGACUGGCUGUUGGUCUCAUUCGGAUGAUCAUGGAGUUUGUUUAUAGCACACCCUCAUGUGGGGAGGAGGACAGAAGACCUGCUGUGCUAAAGGACUUGCACUACCUCUACUUUGCGCUCAUCCUCUGUGUCCUCACUGCCAUUGUCAUUGUCCUUAUAAGUCUUUGCACCCCUCCAAUCCCCGAAGAAAAGCUGGCUUGCCUGACGUGGUGGACCCGCCACAGCAAAGCGCCCGCCAUCGACCUGGAGAGCUUCAAGAGCGAAGCAGCACAGAUCAACCUGGCCAACGGAGAGAGCAGCGUGGUGGGAAGUGCCGAGCUGGGGGACGAGGAGCAGCCAGCCAAGCUUCCUUGCUGGAAAAUGCUCUACUUCUGGUUCUGUGGACUGUCCAGCAGCCCCGUGCCCACACUGUCACAGGAGGAGAGAGCUGCCCUGGAAAAGAAGCUCACCAGUAUUGAGGAAAAACCCCUGUGGAAGAACAUCUGCAACGUUAAUGCUAUUCUCUUGCUGGCCAUUAAUGUCUUUCUGUGGGGCUAUUUUGGCUGAGGGUGGGGAAGCAGCACGUGUCUUUGGUUCCUCUCGCUGGUCCUCG